Molecule: messenger RNA, 3475 nt
Organism: Hypanus sabinus (Atlantic stingray)
Lineage: Eukaryota; Metazoa; Chordata; Chondrichthyes; Myliobatiformes; Dasyatidae
Gene: tmem248
Product: transmembrane protein 248
Exons: 7
Coding region: 400-1428 (342 amino acids)
Source: RefSeq, a predicted model, not a curated record
UCCCUGUGAGUUGCCGUUGCCGGGUGAAUCAGCUCGGCGUCGUCCGUCACUGGUGGCCGCGGCCGCGAUCCCCGCCCCUCGGCUCCGGAGAGUCAGCAGGGCGCACGGCUUCACCCUCCUCCCUCCGUCACCCCCGGAGAGUCAGCCUCGCCCUCCUCCUCAGGCGGCUCGGGCUACGAGGCCGAGAUGCCGAGCCGCUUGCUGUCCGCCGCAGCGGCGUGAGAGAUGCCGAGAGGCGGCCCGCAGCGCAGCCGAGUGCAGCUGCUUCCUCCUCCCUCGCCCCGCCGCCUUUCUCCAUCUUCCGUCCCUUCUCGAUCUCCCGCACUCGCCCGUUGAUCUGCGUCGUCGCCGGACCGGGAGAAGGUGACGGGCUGGCGAGGCCGCCGGCACGGCCUGAGAAUGGUUUACUUAACUGGAACCAUGCUUAUUGUCCAUCCACUGGAGAAUUUGAAGGUGUACGUCAGCAGCCGUCCUCCCCUUGUGGUGUUUAUGAUCAGUGUCAGUGCUAUGGCCAUAGCUUUUUUGACACUGGGAUACUUCUUUAAAAUAAAAGAAAUCAAGUCUCCAGAGAUGACUGAGGACUGGAACACUUUUUUGUUGAAAUUUAAUGAUCUGGACUUGUGCAUAUCUGAGAAUGAAACAUUAAAGCACCUCAUUAAUGAAACCACCACCCCAGAGAGCACAGUAACAAGUGGACAAAUGCGAAGUUCCACUCAAUCCCCCCAACUUCUGGAUGAUCCUGGACCAAUAAAUAUUUCUGUUGCAAUAACGCUCACACUGGAUCCUUUAAAACCUUUUGGUGGAUACUCACGGAAUAUUACACAUCUUAGUGCAACUAUCUUUGGACAUCAAAUUGGACUGACAGGACGAGAAGCACAUGAAGAAAUGAAUAUCACAUUCACACUACCGACUUCCUGGAAUUUAGAUGAAUGUGUACUCCACAACCACUGUGAGCAGAUGGUUUAUACUACAUGUAUGACCAUCACUGCUGCAACUAAUGUUUUUCCUGUCACAGUCCAACCACCACAUUGCAUUCCUGAGACCUAUAGCAAUGCCACCAUCUGGUAUAAAAUCUUCACCACAGCUAGAGAUGCAAAUAGCAAAUACUCGCAGGAAUACAAUCCAUUUUGGUGUUAUAAAGGAGCAAUUGGGAAAGUCUAUCAUGCACUCAAUCCUAAACUAACAGUCAUUGUUCCAGAUGAUGACCGUUCACUCAUUAACUUGCAUUUGAUGCAUACCAGUUACUUUCUCUUUGUAAUGGUAAUUACAAUAUUCUGCUAUGCGGUCAUCAAAGGACGACCAGGAAAAGUGCGGCAAAACAAUAGCGAAUUCUGUCCAGAAAAGGUAACUCCUUCUUUUUCUGUGACUCGACAUGAUUUAAAGAAAAAUUGUACUCUGAUCGUGAUGCCAAUUAAAUACAGGCACUAACACAGUACACAAUUGUUGCACUAUCAGAAGCAUAAACCUGCUUCAUUUUUGGAUGUGGACAGGUAGAAGCAUUUGCACAUUAAGCCCAAGAGAAAGGGCAUUGACGCUUUGAAUGCAGUGUGUCCUGCAAAGUUGGUUUAUUCCAACCAAAGACGUUUUAAGUGCCUGUACUUACUUUGUACAUAUUUGUAAGGAUAUAUCCAAAACAAAUCCAUCAAUGCAUUUCCGUCACAUGCUAACUACAGUUUUUUUUUACAAAAAAAAACAUUUGCUGCCAUACCAGUCAGGACAAUAGAAAUGAAGUUCAUGAAGACUAACCAUGAAUUUGGAAGCAAUUCAUUUUUUUUUGUUAAAACUUAUUGAACCCUUUAGAAGUUUUGAGUUGCAAGAAUACUUUCACUAAGGUUGUAUCACAUGUAAAUAUGUUGGAAAUAUGUGCUGUAGUGGUAAAUACUGCAUUUCUGGCACCAAUGGUCUGUUAAGUAUUUGGAGUUGAUGUGUAUAUGUGGUUUAGCACAAUUAUCUCUUGUUAAUGCUUGACAGAAAAGUCAUCAUAUUUUGGAAAUUUGAAGAUUAAUGUAUAAUAUAAGUGCAUUUUGGUACUGCUUGAGCCUGCAGGAAAGGGAUAUAGAAUUCAGUGUGUAUUUUAUAAUACUGCUGUCCAACAUAAUUGCUUGCUUAGAACUGCCCAGCACUGGCUGUUUAAUGUGUAUGGCUUGCAAGUGUGGAUAUUUUUGUUUAUUACCAUCUAGUCAAAAUGUAUCGCAUGUAUAGUACUGUCAGCGAAAUGAUCCACAAAUUGCCUUAAUUACCUUCCUAUUUCUAUUGGUCUUUUUGUUGUCCUCGUGCAUAAGUAUUCCAAAAUCAUUAAGUCCUCUCUAAUACAUAGUGUAACUUCUUACUCUUGAAUUUUUCUUGCUUAUAAUGACAGUGAUUUAUUUGAAGUAAACUCCAAAACUGUCUCAAUGAUUUGUUUCAGACCUUGAAAUAAGGUAGCCUGUGUGAUCCCAGUAGCACCUAAUUAUCAUGUUGGCACAGUUUAGAUAUCAGUAACAAAUUUUUGAAAUUGGUCUUGCCAAUCAAAACCCUAAACUUCCAGGUUUCUGCAAAAUAAUCUAUCUUGUACAGAACAUAUUGUCAUUUUGUUCCGGUAAAAUUACAGGCCAAAUGACGAUAAACAGCUGUUUGGCUACAUUUCAUAGUCCCUUAGUUACUUCCAUCAUUCAUUAACUUUUGAAAAUGAGCCUUAGUUAUUUGCUGCACUGAACCUGACCCAAGUGGAUUGUUUGUUCAAUCAUUGAUAACUGUAUGGAUCCAGACAGCAGUGAGAGUUUUUCAUUGAAGUGUGAACAAGUCUCUGCAUCAUAGUGCACUUUUAAUCAUUAUUUUAUUCUCCAAGCAACUUUCUAUGAAUAUCUAUAUUUCGUACCUUCUGAUGUUCGGCUUAGUUUGGGAAAAUGAAAGUAUUUGAUUUUUUUUUCUGUCAGACAAACUUUUCAAAUGAGUGUAUAUUUGGUUGUGUUAAUGCAUAAGUUUGUGGGGAUCAAAUAGUUUAUAGCCUGAGAUUACUUGAUAGAAAAGAACAAAAUAUCCCAUGAAUGCAUGCAAAGUGUGCAGGCAUAAAUUAAAGGUAAAAUAAAAUACAUUUUAGUCCACCAGCCUUAACUGGUGUUUCAGGUUGGCAUGUUAGAUGCUCCAUGUUGUACCUGUGGCACAUCCUUGGAGGUGGCUUUCUUUGCUGCCUUCUGAUUUGAAUCUGGAGUUGUGCUGAUUAAGAGCUAUUGCUUAAACUAAGAUUGAUUGCCUAUGUAAGUGUAAUUUUUAACCGUAGUUGUGGCCUCAAAUCUCAGUUCAUUGGUAAAGUGCCUAAGCACUAGUUAGGAUGCCCUGUAGUUUGUUUAGGAAGGAAAAGCUUUGUGAUUUGUAUUGUUGCAUGAAUGUAAUCAUAGCACAUUAUUUUAUGACAAUCUCUCUCAUUUCUGGAAUUACUGUGCUUUUGGUAAGAUUUGCAUAUGCUUUUUGCUGAAUAAAAGGAUCCAAUAGUUAA